CGGCCGGAGGGACGCGGCUGCCGGCGCUUCUCCUGCUGCUGCUGCUGCUGCUGCUGCCGCCGCCGCCGCCGCCCAUGGCGGGGAGCCGGGAGCCGCCGCCGCCGGUGCGCCUGGCCAGCCCGGAGGAGCAGGAGGAGCAGGAGGCGGCGGAGGCGGAGCCCGGGGGCGGCCGGAGGAGGGAGCGCCGCUGCGGGGUCUCGCUGCUGCCCGUUGCCGCCGCCGCCGCCGCGGACCCGGAGUCCAGCCUGCUGGAAGCCGCCCGGGCCGCCCCUCGGCGCAGCAGCAUCAUCAAGGACCCAGCAAACCAAAAAUGUGGGCGAAAGAAGACAGUGUCCUUCAGCAGCAUGCCAUCCGAGAAGAAGAUCAGCAGCGCGAGCGACUGCAUCAGCUUCAUGCAGGCUGGUUGUGAACUUAAGAAAGUUCGACCAAGCUCCCGUAUUUAUAACAGGUUUUUUACUCUUGAUCCCGACUUGCAGGCUCUUCGCUGGGAACCGUCUAAGAAAGAUAUUGACAAGGCUAAACUUGAUAUUUCUGCUGUGAAAGAGAUCCGGUUAGGCAAAAACACUGAAACGUUCAGGAAUAAUGGCCUUGCAGAUCAAAUUUCCGAAGACUGUGCCUUCUCUAUAAUUCAUGGGGAGAAUUAUGACUCACUGGACUUGGUUGCCAAUUCGGCAGAUGUGGCCAACAUUUGGGUGUCAGGUUUGAGGUACCUGGUUUCUCGUAGCAAACAAGCGUUGGAUUUGAUAGAAGGUAGUCAGAACACUCCUCGGUUUGCAUGGCUUGGAUCUGUAUUUGAAGAGGCCGAUGUUGAUGGUAAUGGGAUCAUGUUGGAAGAGACCGCAGUAGAAUUAAUAAAACGACUGAACCCUGCCUUAAAAGAGGCAAAGAUCCAGUUAAAGUUUAAGGAGAUCCAAAGGAGCAAAGAGAAGCUAACAACCCGGGUAACGAAGGAGGAGUUUUGUGAAGCGUACACUGAACUUUGCACAAGACCAGAAGUAUAUUUUUUGCUUGUGCAGAUCUCUAAAAACAAAGAAUACCUAGAUGCGAAUGACCUCAUGCUUUUUUUAGAGGGUGAGCAAGGAGUUAUGCACACAACUGAGGAAAUGUGUCUGGAUAUAAUUCACAGGUAUGAGUUCUCUGAGGAAGGACAGUUGAAAGGUUUUCUUGCAAUUGAUGGGUUUACCCAAUAUUUGCUGUCCCCAGAAUGUGACAUCUUUGAUCCUGAGCACCAAAAGGUUGUCCAAGACAUGACACAGCCUUUGUCACAUUACUACAUCAAUGCAUCUCACAAUACCUAUCUAGUAGAAGACCAAGUACGAGGACCAGCAGAUAUCAAUGGUUAUGUCAGAGCAUUGAAGAUGAGCUGUAGGAGCAUUGAGCUGGAUGUUUGUGAUGGUCCUGAUAACGAGCCCAUAAUUUGCAACCGAAAUAGCAUGACAUCCCCUCUUGCCUUUUGCUAUGUCAUUGAGGUAAUCAACAAAUUAGCCUUUGUUUCUUCAGAGUACCCGCUCAUUCUCUGCUUGGGAAACCACUGCUCUAUACAACAACAGAAGGUCAUGGUUCAGCAGAUGAAGAAAGUAUUUGGAAAUAAACUCUACACAGAUAUUCCAUUAUCCUCGGAAGCAUACCUCCCAUCUCCAGAGAAAUUAAAAAUGAAGAUCAUAAUUAAAGGGAAGAAAUUGCCAUAUGGCCAGGAUUUGCUGGAGGGCGAGGUUACCGAUGAGGACGAAGAAGCUGAAAUUUCUCGAAGAAUGUCCGAAGAAUCCAUGGGAGAACCAAAGAUGACCUGGCUAUGCAAAGGGCUCUCUGAUAUGGUAUCCAUAUGCAAAUCUGUCAAGUUCGCAGAUUUUGAGAGCUCCAUGAAAAGUCAGAACUAUUGGGAAAUCUGCUCCUUCAGUGAAUCAGAGGCCAGUAAGAUUUCAAAUGAGUAUCCAGAGGACUUUGUGAACUACAACAAGAAAUUUCUGUCUAGAAUAUACCCUAGUGCCAUGAGAAUAGAUUCCAGUAACUUAAACCCACAAGACUUUUGGAACUGUGGCUGCCAAAUAGUAGCAAUGAACUAUCAAACUCCAGGGCCGAUGAUGGAUUUAUAUACGGGAUGGUUUUUACAAAAUGGGGGAUGUGGUUAUGUCCUUAGACCUUCUGUUAUGCGGGAAGAGGUUUCAUACUUCAGCGCCAAUACGAAAGGCAUAGUUCCAGGGGCUUUUCCUCAAGUUUUACACAUCAAAAUCAUCAGUGGUCAGAACUUUCCAAAGCCCAAAGGUGCCUGUGCCAAGGGGGAUGUCAUAGAUCCUUAUGUGUGCAUAGAGGUCCAUGGGAUUCCUGCAGACUGUGCCGAGCAGAGAACUAAAACAGUUCAGCAAAACAGUGAUAACCCUAUUUUUGACGAGAGCUUUGAGUUCCAGAUAAAUCUGCCAGAACUUGCCAUGAUCCGUUUUGUUGUGUUGGAUGACGAUUAUAUUGGUGAUGAGUUCAUUGGCCAAUAUACCAUUCCACUGGAAUGCCUACAGCCAGGCUAUCGGCAUGUUCCUUUGCGUUCCUUUGUGGGAGACAUCAUGGAGCAUGUCACCCUUUUUGUACACAUUGCGAUAACUAACCGAAGUGGUGGAGGGAAGGCUCAGAAGCGUAGUCUGGGGGUUAGAAUAGGGAAAAAAACAAGAGACUAUAGCAUGCUGCGGAACACUGGCUUUAAGGUUAUAGACGACAUCUUCAAACUGGCCGUCCAGCCGUUAGGAGAGGCAACUGACAUGAGAGACAACAUGCAGAAUGCAAUCGUGUCUGUUAAAGAGCUCUGUGGACUCCCGCCAAUCACCAGUCUGAAGCAAUGCCUCUUGACCCUGUCUUCACGGCUGGUGAAUAGUGACAACGUCCCCUCGGUGGUUCUCAACGUGAAAGACAACUUUCCUUAUCUGGAACCUUUGGGGACGCUGACUGACUUCCAGAAGAAGGUUCUAGCUGCAUAUGACCUGAUGAUCCAGGAGAGCAGGGUUCUCAUCGAAACAGCAGACAGUACCUGUGACAAGAUUGUUCAGUGCCAAAAAGCAGGAAUGGAAUUCCAUGAAGAGCUUCAUAACCUGGGGACGAGGGAAGGCCUGAAAGGGAGAAAGCUCAGCAAGGCCAUCGAAAGUUUUGCCUGGAAUAUCACUGUGCUUAAGGGACAAGGCGAUCUGCUGAAGAAUGCCAGAAACGAAGCCCUCGAGAACAUGAAGCAGAUCCAGUUGGCCUGUUCGUCCUGCGGACUGAGCCGGACAGGCAGCGGGGGUGCGGAUGCCAAGGCCAAGCGGUGCCUUGAGGCAAUUGAAGAAAAGGAUUUGGGGGAUGAAAACGGGAGGCCGUGAAUGAAACCAGCGUCCUCUGCUGUGGCGUCUAUUUCAGUAGUCCCAAAGUAUUUUUUAAAGCCUUUUAGGAAAAGAUCACGCGUAGAGUGCCCUAUUCAGGCUCCAGCAGUAUUAAAAAUCCUCACAGCGCCAGUGUUCUAUUGCAGUUCAUUUAUCUCAGUUUAAACUUUCUAGCACUGACGUUCCCAGUGAUCCCACCCUCUCUGUUUGUGUGGGAAGAUCUUGCCAAAGCUCUAUCAUGAGAUCUAUGUUCAGCCUUUUCCCUUAUUUAUUAUUCUGCCAUCCUUAGUCAGGUUUUUGUAAUCAUUCUGAAGCUGUAAGAGCGUACAGAAUACCUCAGCUUCACACUUUCUUGAAAGAGUUUGGUGUUUGGAUAGCAAAUUCUAUUCAAAUGCUUUUAUUCCAAUGGAUUUUACCACAAAAUAAUCCCUGUCAUCUUUCACUGGACACAAUUAAUAAUGGAUUCCUCAGUAUAGCAGCCAUAAUAAAUAAUUGAUUUGUGCAAUAAAUUAAGUUGAUAAAAUAUUAAACAGUCAGAGUUUGUGAAGGAUCACAACUGGAAUUCUGGGAAGCAUUCCAUUGACUCUUCCCCCUCCCCAAUCAUGUCCUGAAAUUAAUUCAUGAAACGCAAUAGUGGUAGAAAAGAGGUCACAGUUUCAUUCAAGAAAAUCAGGGCUGAGUGAUUUUCAUCUUUGGUUGCGCGAUGAGAGAUAUCAAGUCUUCAUUAGCCGCAACAGCAGUGUGAAGAUGAUCAUUAAUAAUUAUGGAGUAUUUUUCUUUGCCAUUAUCAGAAGACUGAUGUUAGGCCUUUUCCGCACAGGUCACUUAGAAUGUUUCCAGAAUGUUUUUGAUCCCCUUCCUUUCCCCAGGGGCAGAGUGAGGGGGAGCUGCGCCCGGGGCCCUUGUGUGCCCUGUGGCCCUGCCACGCCCACACCCUGCCCCGGGGGCACGUGCGGAAAGGGCCACCCACUUGGUAAGCUUGAGUGAUACUUUGGAAAUCGUUGCUGUGCUUUCUUUUUAUUUUUGAAUUAUUAUAACAGAAAGGACUGCUUGUCACAGUUCGGUGCCUCAGUCGAGUCAAAUGUGUGUGCCUGAAAAUGUGACAUGGGAAUGGCAACCUUUGCUGUUCGCUCAGAAGGAAGACUUGGGACUUGCUCGCCUCCAAGCACGCUCUUGCAACUUCAGCAUUAAGUACUGUCAUUCCCUCAACAUUUGCUUCAUGUAUCUUCACAGGUUACUGCAAAAUGUGAUCCACAUCUGUAAAAUGUAGAAGAAUUAGUAGUCUUAAUACUUAAAGCCUUAUUUUAUCAUGCCAGGGCAAGUUUCCACAGACAGUUUGGGUUGAGCUGAGCUGAUGGGGGUUGACCAGGACCUCUUAAUAAUAUCUCGUAUAACUGUGUUUACUUUGAGAACUGCCAUGAACCUUGAUGGUGCUGUUUUAAAAAGUGAAUGUUCCAUCCUUGUGUGAAAGAGGGGCUGGGUUCACAGUACAGUAAAUAGGAGCCAUUUGUGCUUGUGACAGGUUGGUCACAAAAAGAUUCCCACUCAGCUCCCAUCUGCUCAGAUCCCCCUGUCAACACAUCACUUUUGAUUGUCUAAAUUGGACUACAAGCAUCAUGUACUAGAAAUCUGAAGCUACCACAACAGAAUCAUUAAGAGAUUCAAUAGCAGAAAAAGUGAAUGACUCAUGAGCUGCCAAUAUCCUUUUCUCUCACGUCCUGAGGAAACGGUGAGGAUACAGCGGCUAAGUUCUGCUACUGUCCACAGUCUAGAUAUUCAUGCAGAAGCAGGAGAUCAGCUGAAAACGAAUCUGCCUCUUUCGCCUCCUGCAGUGUCUGGCUUCAGUAGUCUUAACAAUAUUCUGACAUUUCGGUCUUUCAGAUGCUUGACUAUAUAUUUGCAUUACCUCUACUAGAAAUGAGUGUUCUGUGGAUAGAGGAGACUAUAUUUAUUUAAAGCAUUGCUUUUAUUUUGAAAAGCUACUUUUAAAAUUAACUUGAUUAACAAAUGUGCUGAUUUUUUCCUCUCAACUUAACAAAGAAGUGAAUUGUUGAAAGUUUUAAAAAAUUAUAUGCAUUAAGAUUUUUAUUAUUAUUAUUUCUUAACACUAUUCUGUUCAUGUUGCAAAUUUCUGAGAGUAAACUUAUGGACAAAUAACUUACAUUCAGGUUUAAGUAAGUCAAUGACUUUAUUUGAAACACAACAUUUUGAAAAGUACUGAUAAGCAAUUCAAUUAGAAAAAUUCCCUCUCCACACGAUCUUCAGUAAAACCUCAUCUGCAGA
This is a messenger RNA of Sphaerodactylus townsendi, 5621 nucleotides long. RefSeq names its product phospholipase C like 1 (inactive) (gene PLCL1). The coding region runs from base 75 to 3338 and encodes 1087 amino acids. Gene Ontology annotation, biological process: lipid metabolic process; intracellular signal transduction. The transcript has 6 exons. Gene Ontology annotation, molecular function: phosphatidylinositol-4,5-bisphosphate phospholipase C activity. The record is from RefSeq and is a predicted model, not a curated record. Lineage: Eukaryota; Metazoa; Chordata; Lepidosauria; Squamata; Sphaerodactylidae.